Molecule: messenger RNA, 2712 nt
Organism: Pecten maximus
Lineage: Eukaryota; Metazoa; Mollusca; Bivalvia; Pectinida; Pectinidae
Exons: 6
Coding region: 500-919 (139 amino acids)
Source: RefSeq, a predicted model, not a curated record
AUAUAUGGUAUUAUGUAAACAUAUCGACGUAUUAUCCCAGUUAUGUGUUCAGGUACUUGAUAACACAGGGCAAUCAUACCCCAACAAAACGACGACGAAAAACGGGGUCAAGAUGUCAAUCUAAACGAAAAGACCCCCGCUAUGGUUAAAACGCAAAGCCGUGAAAAUCAUAUUCGAGUUUGACUGAGCUUUAAAUCCCUUGUAUUUGGUUAUGUUCCGUAUGUGUCAGGACUAAAUUGUAAGCGAUACUAUUACAUUGAGAAUAUAUAUAGUACAGAGAGAGUGGAUACCGAUUUCCAGCAGUGGUUAAGUUUAUAUUCUACAGUUAAUGAUGUUCGUGACAGCAUAAAUUGAAAACUGAAAAAGAUCAUUCAUGUACAUCUAUUGGACCUCCUUGAAGAAUCUUCACUGGUAUGAUUUGACUCAGAAAAGCCACCGGAGGGGACGAUCAGGAUCGGCUGCAGACCGUUAGCCAUAGCACAACACGGGAGUUGACAACAUGGAGCCCCAGUAUUUAAGAGACGUAUCUGUAUGUUACCGCGUAUGCGCAUCACCAGUAUUACAAGAAAGGACUUUCAAUCUCCGCACAAUGUCCGCUAACUCAUCACGGUCAGUUUCUGUCCGAUCAUCCACACCACGCAUAUCUGUGAUGUCGUCACGCGCAUGCUCGGCCCGGCCCUCUAUCAGCCUUGACAUCCGGGAUAGAAUGAUGACAGAACUAAAGUUUUACUUUGGCAAGGAUGAACGUUUCAACUUCAGGCAGACACUAACUCCCAAGUCUACUGUACAGUCUGUGGCCAACGAUGCUUACAGGGCAAGUACCAACGAUGCCAGCCGCCAGAUGUUCAGAUCCUCACUCGGAAGCCCAAGGCGGCGGAUAUUCACUAGAGGAAUCCGUGUUGGAAGUGCUCGCUCGUAACGGAUAUUUGUUCACGACAUUGUUGUAAUAACAUGACAAAAUGUUUUUGUAACGAAAUUAUUCUAAUUCCAUGUAAAUGUACACAAUUUGAGGUUCACGAACAGCACUGCCAUUAUGUCGCAUUAUCUACCUACACAACACUGUUAGGUUUGGAUUCGCAAUAAUUAAACAAACGUGGUUUAACUAGUUUUAAUCCAAUUCCUGUAAUUAGAAUAUACUGUUUAUCGUUAGAGAGAUGAAUGUAACACUAGACUUAAAUGUUACGAUGCAUAAUUACUUCCCUGAGUGUUCAUUUGGUCACAAGGUAUUCCGUUAAGGAAGUACAUAUGGACAUAGGAUCCUGACUAUACAAAGGAAGUAUAUAUGGACACAGGGUCCUGGCUAUACAAAGGAAGUACAUAUCGACACAGGGUCCUGGAUAUACAAAGAAAGUACAUCUGGACACAGGACCCUGACUAUACAAAGGAAGUAUAUAUGGACACAGGACAUACUCAAUGCGAAAAUUGCCAUGGAUAUAGUGUUGCUGAAAAGUCGUAAAAGUGUGUGCUUUGAAGAUGCACUAUGUAUGAAUAUAGAAAUAGAAAGACAAUAAUUCAUUGUGAAGAUAAAGUUUCUGUAAAACUUUAUACGACAAUGACGAUUGAAAAUGAUCAUGUGUAACAUAGUAAACCUCACUUGACAGUGGAGACAACACCACAUUCAUUUGAUGUACAACACAAAAAGUACAAAAAGGCAUUCUUAAUGAGUAUAUGUUUAACCAUAGGUAAUUAUCAUAUUACAUGUUGCUAGAUUUAGAUAAUUAUUCCAUGCUACCUACAUCGAAGUAUCAUUAAGGUAUCAUUUGUCCGCUUCUGUACUGAAGAUGCCUUUACAAAGAGAAAGCCAAUAUAAGCUGAAUGGUGUUACUAGUCAUAAUACAGAGAUAGCGACCAAGUUUAAUGACGACUCUGUUCAGUAAUAUCCCUUUUAAAGGUCGUUUUGUUAUGGUGAUUCUAUUUAAUAGCAUUUCAUUAUUGUUUUCACAAAUUUUGUAUAACAGUUGUUUUAUGAUAGCCUUUUUAGGAUAUUCCUGUGAGGAAAUUUAUGUUUUUAUGGUGUGUUUUUUUUUAAUAUAAGACCCCCUUCAAUUCCACAACUUGUGGAGAGCAAUGUAAACCUAUAGAUUUUUUAUUGGGUAAGUUUUUAAUAUGUAACCCACUGUGGGCCUUGCUGCCCUGUUGGAGCCCCAUAGUUGUUUUUCAUUGGCUUACAUGCCUUUGCCGCUUGUCGAUUGGAUUGGCUGAUUUGCUACUGCAGCUUUGAAAACAUUUCAAUCGGCUCUAUUUUCAUUAGGUAGAUUCCACAGUAUAUGUUUUAAUUUCAUUUGAAAAUCCAUCAUACGUAUCGCUCUUAAAUAUAUUUUUUCAUUUGUUUUCUUCAUUUAGUAAUGCAUAAUUAAUCUAAUCUAAAACUAAGCAUGCAAAUGUAUAUUUAUUUUUCGGCUUUGUCAUUAUGAUUUUAUGAAAGUCAUCCUAUGAUGACAUUUUCAUUAAGUAUCAGGCUUUAUCAUGAUACCAGUACUACAUUUGUCAUGAAUGGCCUUUUAAUUAUAUCUGAAUUAAUCUAAUGAUACUUUAUAGUAAAUUGCCAUCUACCACUUGCUGGAGUUUUAUGUUGAACAUGAUAUUUUACAUUUUAUUGGUCUGUAACAAGAAAUCAUAAUUUGCUGCGUUGCAAGAUGUCGUGUCGAUCCUGAGUUCUGUUAAACAUCAUACUGUAUUAUUUCUGACAAUAAACAAUAAUUUCUCCUAAAA